UUAUAAUAUGAAGUAGGAUAUAUAAUAUAGUUAAAUAGAAAAAUAUGACUAGUUUCAGUAAAGCUCUGUUAAAACGUAUACUUAAUACAGUAUUUUUUUGAUUUGCUUCGGUAUUUACGUAAUAUUUAUUCUGGUCACACUGGAACCGUCCGUCACCGUCAUGUCAUGUUUGACAUUUGACUUUUUGUUGCAAGCAAACACAAAUUGUAAAAUUUCACAUUUUAGGUCAGUUUAUAGUUAUAUUUAAUGUUUUCCCAGUUUUGCACGCAAGCACAGAUUUCAUAGUUUAAACUGAGACCAUUUGCACUGAUUUGUGCAUUUGCCUGUAUUAUAAAUCCCGUAACAUAAUUUGGUUGAGCUGUCAACUCUAAUCGGGGCUUCUCAAACGGCUGAUUCCAUGAACAUUUUAAGAAUAAUAUGAUAUCAUGGCUGUACAACCUGACGCUGGCGGGAAAGAUGACGUGAAGACACAGUUUCUGACUAGAGAAGGCACUUACCGCUUGAUGACUUUAUCGGAGUAUUCUAGGCCUAAUCGCGUGGGUUAUACCAGUGGUUCAGGCUCUUCGCAUGUGCGUGUUUCAUUGGUAUCACUGCCACCGGGGCCGGGGAGUGGAGCACCCGGCUCCGACGGUCAAGGCUCAGAUGAUAGAAUAUGUUUUAACCAUGGAAAGGAGCUUUACGUUUAUGUCUACAGAGGAGUAAAAAAGGCAGCUGAUCUUUCAAAGCCAGUGGACAAAAAGAUGUACAAAGGCACAAACCCAACAUGCCAUGACUUCAACACGGUUACAAUGACAGCUGAAAAUGUAUCUUUAGUUAUAGGAUUUUCUACUGGCCAAAUACAACUAAUAGAUCCUAUAAAAAAGGAAUUAAGUAAAUUGUAUAAUGAAGAGAGACUAAUAGACAAAACUCGAGUAACAUGCAUCAAGUGGGUGCCUGGUUCUAGUAAUUUAUUCAUUUCGGCACAUGCUUCAGGCCAACUUUAUGUCUACAAUGAAGAACUCACUUGUGGCACAACAGCUCCACACUACCAGCUCUUUAAACAGGGGGAUGGCUACUCAAUACACACUUGUCGGACUAAAUCUACAAGAAAUCCAUUGUAUAGGUGGGUCAUCGGAGCAGAAGGUAGCUGUAUAAACGAAUUUGCAUUUUCUCCUUGUGGAACAAAUUUGGCAGUUGUAUCUCAAGAUGGUUUUCUUAGGGUAUUUCAUUAUGAUACAAUGGAACUGAUCGGCAGAGCAAGAUCCUACUUUGGAGGAUUCCUGUGUGUCUGCUGGUCCCCUGAUGGUAAAUAUGUAGUAGUUGGGGGUGAAGAUGAUCUAGUAACUGUGUGGUCAUUUAGCGAAUUGAGGGUAGUGGCACGUGGGCAAGGACACAGAUCAUGGGUAUCAGUUGUGGCAUUUGACCCUUAUGUGGUCAGUUUCACUGAACCAGAAAGUGAGGAAGGCAUUGAAGACGAUAGACAGAAAAGUGAGAGUGUGCAAUGUUAUAGGUUAGGUAGUGUAUCGCAGGAUACACAAUUGUGUUUAUGGGACUUGACAGAAGAUGUGCUGAAACCACCAGUGCGAGCCAGAGCGUCAGCACACCUUUCACCAAAUAGUCAAACAUUUUUACCAAACGGUAUACCUGGAGUGAAAGUGCCAACUAAAGUAACAAAAUCAAACAAAAUUGGUCACAAGCAUGCUGAGCUAAGUGGGCAAGCGACUGCGGCUGGUGAGCCUUCUGGUGCUAAACAAGCAACAAAAACGAAAGCUAACAACGUGUCUACUUUAAACAUUAGCGUUGGAAAAGCAAAGGAAGAGAGUUCUGGUUCUUUGGGUGUGAAUUCAUUGACGCAGAGACUCGCGGGGUUCUCCUUCGGAGAUCGUCGUUCAGAUCACCGACGUAACUUCAGUUUGACGUCAAAGCCAGCGGAACAGAAGACAUCAGCAUCGAACACGGUGGCGUUACGAGGGAAGAGUGCCGGGGCAGCUUCUAAUGAUUCCUAUGAUCCCUUAAAGUUGAUAGGCACUCCUUCGUGCCCUAGAUUCGAUGAAUGCCCAGUUUUAGAGCCGCUUGUUUGUAAAAAGAUAGCACAUGAAAGGUUAACGGCGCUAUUAUUCCGGGCAGAAUACUUGGUUACAGCGUGUGCUGAUGGUUGCGUAAACACGUGGGCACGGCCGGCACGCUCGCAAAACGGAGAACCACGAGCGCAUAGAAGAUUCGAGAGGAUCGACCUUGUAGACUAGUCCCAUACCUUUGGUACUGUUGCAUAUGGGCAUUAUGAACUGAUUAUACGCAAAUGAUUUGUCUAAUGAGGAACUGUCCUUAAAUGGUUUCUUUUUGAUGCCACACUAUUCACGCAUUUUUUCUUAUAUAAAUAUUUAUUUUUUAAGGGAAAUGAUUAUUUAUAUUCUUCUUUCAUAUAGUGGGUCAUAGAACCAAUUGUAUAUGUAAUGCAAAUAUGAAACCUUUAUAGUUGAUAUGGGUCUGUUUGUGCCAGAUAAUUAAAGGACAAUGAUUUGUCCUUUA
Molecule: messenger RNA, 2508 nt
Organism: Chilo suppressalis (striped riceborer)
Lineage: Eukaryota; Metazoa; Arthropoda; Insecta; Lepidoptera; Crambidae
Source: the annotation of a GenBank genome assembly